Molecule: messenger RNA, 1690 nt
Organism: Linum trigynum
Lineage: Eukaryota; Viridiplantae; Streptophyta; Magnoliopsida; Malpighiales; Linaceae
Source: the annotation of a GenBank genome assembly
CUCGGGGAGGCAAAAGUUCGAAAAAAAUUAAAAAUGUCGCUCCGAAGUCCCACCUCCUAGUCCCGCCGGCGACUUCGGCAGCAGUUUUAGCAAGGCAAAGCAAUGGUGGAUUUCAAGAGCUCUGACAUCAGUCUCUGGAAACAGGCGCUAGAUUGUUACCCUGCCCGGAUAGCUUCUGUCAACAAGCCCAACCUUGUAUCCCUCGAUGAAUUCUACCGCAUCGAACUUCCUUCCGCAAUUCACCGGCGAAACCCUAACCCCUACAUCACCACUCCCGAGCUCGCGAAGCUGAUGCAGUGGAAGCUCUCCCGUGGGAAAUGGCGCCCCCGAUUGCUGGAUUUCGUUUCGUCUCUGGACGAGGAGCUCGUGAAAUCGGCUUCCGGAAAGGCGUUCGAGUCGCUCCCUGACCUAUCGAAAGCGGUCUCAGCCCUCACGGUUCUGAAAGGCGUCGGUCCGGCCACCGCGUCCGCCGUUCUCGCCGCCUAUGCGCCGGAUGUCGCCCCCUUCAUGUCCGACGAAGCUAUGGAGGCGGCUCUAGGUAACUCUAAAGACUAUACCUUGAAGCAGUAUCUGCUGUUCGCUGACAAACUGCACGCUAAAGCGAAGGAACUAAGCACAAUUGGCGAUUCGUUCACAUCCUCGGAUGUAGAAAGAGCCUUGUGGAGCUCGAUUACACAAACCAAGCUCGAUUCACGUUCAGACAUAUCCUCCAGGACUAAGACAAGUCAAGGCAGCAAGAGAAAGAGGAAACUUUGAUGAAUUUAUUCAUCACUUGAUGGCAACCUAACCGUAGGUCUUAACUUUUUCGGCUUAAGGUUUCAAUACACCUAAAGGAGGACUGGAGGAGGUUGGAAUUUAUGGUGGUGACGGUGCUACUGCCUGUACUCCUCCAUUGUUGUGGAGUUGGCGGAGGUGAUGCUCUUGGCUCUAGUUUGCCGGUUGUUGGCCAUGACAUCCGGUUUUUGAUUUCGUAUGUGUUAUUUGUAUCAUAGAAACAGGCAUCUAUCUGAGUUGUUGAAAGAUGGAUUCUGAACUCUAUUAGGGGUGGGCAAUGGGAGCAGUCGAACCGCACCGCGCAGCAAUCAUCUAAAACAGAUCGCGCCACAUUUGGAAUGCAAUCAUAUCGGUGCGAUCGAACCGGAAAUAUGCUGUUUCUGUGCGGUGUAGAUCCAAAACAGCACCGCAAACACAAUCAAAAAACGAGGUACACAUCUGGAGUAAAAUUGCGACAAAAAUAUAAAGAGUUCUACCCUCAAAAACUUCCUCGACCGCUGGGGAAGUCUGAAGCAGUCCUGAUCAAUGGUCAGAAAGCCAAAGGUGAUGGCCAUGACGAGCCGCCCUUCACCAUGAUGCCAGGGAAAAUUUGUACUUGUUUCGGACUGAAACGUUUCGCCUGGUUUGCUCUCAAUCCUUGAACAAAUGUACAUCCAGGCGAAUUCAGGUGAUCGGAGGAGUUCGAAAUGGUAUGGAUUCCAGUGCGGGCUCGUCAAUCUAGCAGACUGCUUCUGUUGGGAAGCAGUUGGAAAGUCUCCAAUCAAGAAUGCGUUGAUACUCUGUCAACCGCCCUUCUGCCAUUAAAAGGUUAGCGAUUGUGUUCAUCACGGAGAAAUGGUAUCCCGGUGGUGCUUGAUCCACAUGGCAGUUUAGUCUCCCCAAUGUCCUGCACAUGAAAUGAAAUCGAUUUGGGCAG